AUACGGCUGGAGCCACACCCAGACUGAAAUAAAACUGAGACCUCCUGCACACGGUUUCAGUUCAAUACUAACUUGGAUUCUGUUGUGGCAGAUUUCACGAAGCUCUCAUCUGAAGUCCGUGAGGAUGACUUCCCUGGAGAGAGGGCAUCUCCUGCCCCUCGCUGCCUUCCUCUUACUGUCCAUCGUUCCCAUGGUAACUGAAGUGGUGAACUCAAUGUCAGACUGUAACAAGUUUCUUCUUGGAAGAACGCCGCCACAGGUCCCGGGCAUCUUGGAGGGAGGGAGGAUCCUGAACCAGAACCGAUACAAAAUCAUUUGCCAGACUUACGAGAACCAGAGACGGUUUGUGACGCUCUACGACACCGAGAACAGGAUCCCGGUGUUUUCUGCUUACAAGUACAGAGGAAGACAAAAUAUUGAAAACAAACCUAGACCUCCUUGGAAGAUGGAGCCACAGCUUGAAGGAGACACCACCAACAUGUGGGAUGGCAAAUACCGCAACCAGGCCACUGAUGAUGAUUAUAAAAACAAAGACAAAAGGUAUAACAGGGGCCAUUUAUUUCCAAAUUCUUAUGCAUUUGAUGUGAAUGAACAGACCUCAACGUUCACCCUGACGAACGCCGUUCCACAAGCAGUGUCUUUUAACGGCGGCAGCUGGGAAAAAAUGGAGACGUGCACCAAAUGCAUCAUGGAAAAGUACUGCAUCAACAGUAAUAAUAAGAAAGAAGCCUUCUUAGUGACCGGGGCACAGCCCAGCGAGAACAACAAACUUAACAACAGGGUUAAUAUUCCUUCCAUGCUCUGGUCAGCAUUCUGCUGUUUCAGUAAGAACAAGAAGAAGUGGCUGGCGAGCGCACACUGGGGCGACAAUGUUGAGGAAACUAAAGGUAAGUAUCUGCAGACAAAGACUUUGGCUGAACUCCAGGAAGAACUGAGCAGAGUGAACCCAGGAUUUAAGAUGUUUCCCGAGACCCGGUGUCCUCUCGACACCACUGUUGCUGAGUUUUACCCAGAAUUUGGUAAAGAAUGCCAAUGCCCACCCCAAGCGUCAACCACAGUCCCUACUACUACUACUACUUCUACAAGAGCUACCACUACAACUACCAAAGUCCCUACUACUACUUCUACAAGAGCUACCACUACAACUACUACUACUACUUCUACUACUACAAGAGCUACCACUACAACUACCAAAGUCCCUACUACUACUACUACAAGACCUGCCACUACAACUACCAAAGUCCCUACUACUACUUCUACUACUACUACAAGACCUGCCACUACAACAACCAAAGUCCCUACUACUACUACUUCUACUACUACAAGAGCUACCACUACAACAACCAAAGUCCCUACUACUACUACUACUACUACAAGACCUGCCACUACAACAACCAAAGUCCCUACUACUACUACUACUACUACAAGACCUGCCAGUACAACAACCAAAGUCCCUACUACUACUACUACUACUACUACAAGACCUGCCACUACAACAAUUAAAGUCCCUACUACUACUUCUACUACUACUACAAGAGCUACCACUACAACUACCAAAGUCCCUACUACUACUUCUACUACUACAAGAGCUACCACUACAACAACCAAAGUCCAUACUACUACAAGAGCUACCACUACAACUACCAAAGUCCCUACUACUACAAGAGCUACCACUACAACAACUAAAGUCCCUACUACUACUUCUACUACUACAAGAGCUACCACUACAACAACUAAAGUUCCUACUACUACUACUACUUAUACUACUACAAGACCUGCCACUACAACAAUUAAAGUCCCUACUACUACUUCUACUACUACAAGACCUGCCACUACAACAACCAAAGUCCCUACUACUACUACUACUACUACAAGACCUGCCACUACAACAAUUAAAGUCCCUACUACUACUUCUACUACUACUACAAGAGCUACCACUACAACUACCAAAGUCCCUACUACUACUUCUACAAGACCUGCCACUACAACAAUUAAAGUCCCUACUACUACUUCUACUACUUCUACAAGAGCUACCACUACAACUACCAAAGUCCCUACUACUACUUCUACUACUACUACAAGACCUGCCACUACAACUACCAAAGUCCCUACUACUACUACUACAAGACCUGCCACUACAACAAUUAAAGUCCCUACUACUACUUCUACUACUACUACAAGACCUGCCACUACAACAACCAAAGUCCCUACUACUUCUACUACUACAAAGCUACUACUACAACAACCAAAGUCCCUACUACUUCUACUACUACUACAAGACCUGCCACUACAACAACCAAAGUCCCUACUACUUCUACUACUACAAAAACCAAAGUCCCUACUACUACUUCUACUACUACAAGAGCUACCACUACAACAAUUAAAGUCCCUAUUACUACUUCUACUACUACUACUACAAGACCUGCCACUACAACAAUUAAAGUCCCUACUACUACUUCUACUACUACAAGACCUGCCACUACAACAAUUAAAGUCCCUAUUACUACUUCUACUACUGCUACAAGAGCUACCACUACAAAAACUACAAAGAAAAAAAAAUUUAAGAACAUGUUGAAGAACCAGAAAUAGAAGGAGGUGGAGGUGGUGGUGGUGGUGUUAUCGGUGGAAUAGUUGGUGGUGCUUUCCA
Messenger RNA from Etheostoma spectabile (orangethroat darter), 2647 nucleotides. RefSeq names its product mucin-2. Gene Ontology annotation, molecular function: hydrolase activity; metal ion binding; nucleic acid binding. The coding region runs from base 125 to 2575 and encodes 816 amino acids. The transcript is spliced from 3 exons. The record is from RefSeq and is a predicted model, not a curated record. Lineage: Eukaryota; Metazoa; Chordata; Actinopteri; Perciformes; Percidae.